AUGAGCGAUAACUUUGGGAGGAAAAAAUCGCAGCGAUGGGUGAGCGUUUCCAAAGGAAACUAUAACGGUCAAGAAUGGGACAGCAGUGACGAAGAAAUGGACGGUUUCGAUCACUCAAGUAAUCCGUCUGGGUCUAAACCGAUCAGUAAAAAAGCACCACCUCUGCCUGAAUUGAGCAAUGGUAAUCCCACAAACGAAAUAAUAAUAAAGAAGGUUGAAGAUUCCCAGAUAAAUGAAGGCACAGACGAACGUUCAUCAACGGGAUCGGCUUCAAGUGGUCAAAAAUCCGAUAAAGAAACUCCAAAUCAUGAAACGGACUUGGCAAAUGCUAAUAAGGAAGGUGCCAACUCUGUGGCUUCGGAAUUUCAGUACUCAGAAUCUGAUGACGACGAUGACGAAGAAUACAGGGUACCCCAGACAGGAUACUUUGCAAGCUUAAUGAACAAACAAGAGUCAACAAGUGGUAAUGAGCUUUCGCAGGAACCAAUUGAGACGGCAAGUUCUCUCGAGGAUGGCCAUAGAAACAGUACAGAGACCAAAAAUUCCGCUAACGUAAAGCCGUCGUUGGACUCUCCUAAAGAGUCUUUGGGUGAUAGAAAGGAUUCAGUUUCGGAAUUAGAGUCCUCAAACAUCCAAAAAGAGCUGCGUCUUCUGAAAAAUGAUCCAGAAAUUGGUUCUGACGAAUUUGAAGAUUAUUCAAAAUCUAAGGGAGCUCAAAGUGAUGCUACGCACAAUUCUAGUGGUUCAGACGAGAUUCCUCAAGAAGAGAAACUACGAGGCUUGAUUUCGGCAGAAACGUCUUCUAGCGCUCCGUCGGAAAACUUACACGCAGAUCACUAUUCGUCAAGUCAGGAUGAAGUUCGAAGGUCGCAUUUCGGGUCACGUCGUUCAAACCGGUCACUUAGUGAGGAGCGCAAUCCACUUGGCGAGUUACAUGAAGGACUCUCAAAUCAAAAUACGCCAGUGAGGUCCUCACAUUCGCGAAGGAGGAGCGUGGUAACAGAUGCUUCUGAGGAAUCAUCCACGAAUCGAAAAUCCAGCAUCAAUUCAUCUGAUGGGUAUGAGGAUAAUGCUUCAUUUUUCAAUCAGUAUGGAAACAAUAGCCCGCAAUCUUCAUCUGCAGGUGGGAGCUCUAGAUCUCCGCAUAAAGGACAAGCUUCAUCACCUUUGCAUUUAAGGUACACAUCUAAAACGGAGCUUCGUCCCUCGGACCGGGCGGAGCAAGACUCCAUAGCAGAAGAGGAGGAAGAUGUCACGAACGACAAACAACACUCUUACGCUGAUACUGGUGUCAUCGAUUCAGAUGACGAUGACGACGCUGAAAGUGUCAUAAGAGUUCCAAAAAACGGCUACUACGCUCAGAUCAUGAAAGAUCUUCCAAAGGAUGCCACCAAAAACGAAGAAAUUGAAGCUGAUGGCAGCCAAGACGACGCGGAAAGUGACCUGGUAAGCUCCGAAAGUGGCUCAAUCACUGACAGUAUUCAGGCCUCUCGUGAAAGGCCUAUAGACAGUCAGAAAGUUUCUCACGAAGGGAAGAACAGCGGGCCUGAAUCUACAAAUGAUGCUGCGGAUGAUAGUGACUCAGUGGGUACCAAUGAGGAUCGUAAAAAGUCGGCUUUAAGACAGUCGAUCAACUUAGGUAAGUGGCAACCAGACACUGACGCGACAAGAGCGGGAUUCUUGGGUGGUGCGCCAUCUACAUCCCAGGUUCCUGACGGAUACGUGAUUGAUAGAGAUGGCCAAGUGGUUGACCUCAAUCCUUCAAAAAUGAGAAAUGAUAGAGCGAUAUCUAUGUACUCUGAUGCCGCAAGUGCAUGGAAUGCAUUCCCGGCAUCAGCUGGUACUAUGGGCGGUGACACCGAUACAGUUUACGACACCAAGACAAUUUAUGAUAACCAGACUAUUUUCAAUGUACCAGGUGCAAUUGUAAACCAUGGUACAUUACCUCCAUUACCUCGAGAUGUGCCCAAUAGUGCGCGGACCAAUACAUUCGCAGAUUCUGACUCUAUACUGAAGCACCUCAAUGGCGAAAAGAGGCAGCAUUCUUCUAACCUGAAGGAAGACUUCUCGGUACAAGCCCCGAACUCCAGCGAGAUCGCACAGUUGAAUAAAAAGACAGUUCCAUCGAUGAAUCUGGAUGCCAUACUCCAAUCGAGAAGCAAAACUCAUGCAGGCAAAAUAAGUGAAUUGGAAAACUAUUCGAAGGACCUAAACGACUACGAUAGCGGCCUGCACACAUGGAUUAACUAUGCUUUAAAGUCAUCUGCGUCAGAUAGAGACUACAUUUUCGACGAUUACAAGGUAAACAAGCACGUCAAAGACGCAUACGCGCAAGCUGAUGAGCUAGGUAAGAAAAUGACAGUAAGCAAUACAGUAGCAAAUGUCAAUCAGAAUGUCUCCCACCUGAAGCGUAAAGUUUUCUCACACUCCAUGAAGGAGAAAUCAAAGGGUCUUUUCUCAUCGAUUGGAAUAAAGAAGAUCUGA
This is a messenger RNA of Lachancea lanzarotensis, 2484 nucleotides long. RefSeq names its product LALA0S06e00892g1_1 (gene FYV8). Lineage: Eukaryota; Fungi; Ascomycota; Saccharomycetes; Saccharomycetales; Saccharomycetaceae. The record is from RefSeq and is a predicted model, not a curated record. The transcript has a single exon. The coding region runs from base 1 to 2484 and encodes 827 amino acids.